Molecule: messenger RNA, 2851 nt
Organism: Drosophila willistoni
Lineage: Eukaryota; Metazoa; Arthropoda; Insecta; Diptera; Drosophilidae
Gene: Mcm3
Product: DNA replication licensing factor Mcm3
Exons: 3
Coding region: 147-2621 (824 amino acids)
Biological process (GO): DNA strand elongation involved in DNA replication; DNA replication; mitotic DNA replication initiation
Cellular component (GO): nucleus; MCM complex
Molecular function (GO): single-stranded DNA binding; ATP binding; ATP hydrolysis activity
Source: RefSeq, a predicted model, not a curated record
UUAUUGCGAACGGCGUGCAAAAAGAGAAUACUUAUAAAUAUAUUCUGCUAUUCUUGUGUUGUUUGGUUUGCUGCAUUGUUGUGAAAGGAACUCCAGAAAAUUGUUUAAAAAAAAUACAGUUAAUUAGUUAAUAAAUAAAUACAAAAAUGUCCCACGAUGCCGAGCAAUAUAUCCGAGACAUACAAGUGGAAUAUAUGGACUUUCUGGAUGAUGAAGAGGAUCAGGGUAUCUAUGCUGGUCAUGUCAAAGACAUGAUAGCCGAAAAAAGUAAGCGUCUGGUGGUCAAUAUCAAUGAUCUAAAGCGCAAGAAUCCGGCCCGUGCCUUGGGUCUACUGAGCAAUGCCUCGGAUGAGCAAUUGGCUUUCGGUCGUGCCCUCAAGGAAUACACAUCGACUGUGGAUCCCAGCUAUGCCAAACAGCAUGAGGAUUUCUUUGUGGGCUUCGAGGGUUGCUUUGGCAAUCGGCAUGUGACGCCACGUUCACUGACCUCCGUCUAUUUGGGUAAUCUGGUCUGUGUCGAGGGCAUUGUGACAAAGGUCUCUCUCAUUCAUCCCAAGGUGGUGCGCAGUGUACACUAUUGUCCGACCACACGCAAGGUUAUGGAGCGUAAAUACACAGAUCUAACAUCAUUCGAGGCUGUGCCCUCGAGUGCCGUUUAUCCCACCAAGGAUGAGGAUGGUAAUCUUCUGGAAACAGAAUUCGGUUUAUCUGUCUACAAGGAUCAUCAGACACUGACCAUACAGGAGAUGCCGGAGAAGGCACCAGCUGGUCAAUUGCCACGCUCUGUGGACAUUGUAUGCGACGAUGAUCUGGUGGAUCGUUGCAAGCCCGGCGAUCGUGUCCAAAUUGUGGGCAAUUAUCGCUGUCUGCCGGGCAAACAAGGUGGCUACACCUCCGGUACCUUCCGCACAGUUCUGCUGGCCAAUAACAUAUCACUGCUGAGUAAGGAAAGCAACUUGGUCAUCUCUCGUGAGGAUAUCAUGCUGUGCAAGAAGCUGGCCACAAACAAUGACAUCUUUGAGCUGCUCAGCAAAAGUCUGGCGCCCUCGAUACAUGGUCAUACGUAUGUGAAGCAAGCCAUUCUCUGCCUGCUGCUAGGCGGCGUGGAGAAGGUACUUCCGAAUGGCACACGUUUGCGUGGUGACAUCAAUGUUCUACUCAUCGGGGAUCCAUCUGUGGCCAAGUCCCAAUUGUUGCGUUAUGUUUUAAACACUGCCCCGCGCGCCAUACCCACAACGGGUCGUGGUUCCAGCGGUGUGGGUCUGACAGCAGCAGUCACCACGGAUCAGGAGACGGGCGAAAGACGCCUGGAGGCCGGUGCCAUGGUCCUGGCCGAUCGUGGCGUUGUCUGCAUCGAUGAGUUUGACAAGAUGAGUGACAUUGAUCGCACAGCCAUUCAUGAGGUAAUGGAACAGGGUCGUGUGACCAUCUCCAAGGCCGGUAUUCAUGCCUCACUCAAUGCACGUUGCUCGGUGCUGGCUGCUGCCAAUCCUGUUUAUGGACGGUACGAUCAAUACAAGACGCCCAUGGAGAAUAUUGGUCUACAGGAUUCAUUGCUAUCACGUUUCGAUUUGCUUUUCGUCAUGCUCGAUGUGAUUGAUAGUGAUGUGGAUCAAAUGAUAUCCGAUCAUGUGGUACGCAUGCAUCGCUAUCGUAAUCCCAAGGAGGCAGAUGGUGAACCACUCUCAAUGGGCAGCUCCUAUGCGGACUCUCUGUCCUUUGUGUCCAACCAAGAGGAGAAAAAGGAUACCGAAUUGUAUGAGAAAUAUGAUGCCCUACUUCAUGGCAAGUCACGCAAACGUCAUGAGAAGAUUCUGUCGGUGGAAUUUAUGCGCAAAUACAUACACAUUGCCAAGUGCAUGAAGCCCAAGCUGAGCGAACAGGCAUGCGAGGCCAUUGCCAAUGAGUAUUCGCGUCUUCGUUCCCAGGAGGCUGUGGAGAAUGAUGUGGCGCGCACACAACCGAUUACGGCCCGUACACUGGAGACACUGAUUCGUCUGGCCACGGCUCAUGCCCGGGCACGUCUGUCCAAGACGGUGUCCAUGGUUGAUGCCCAUUCCGCCAUUGAGCUGGUACAGUUUGCCUAUUUCAAGAAGGUUCUCGAAAAGGAACGCAGCGGUGGUCACAAACGUCGUCGUGAUGGCGCCUCCUCGGGUGAAGAGGACAACGAGAACGACAAUGGCAAUGAGAAUACAACACGUUCGGCACGCACCAAGCGUACCCGCACCGAUCCGGCGGCGGACACUGAUGAUGAUGAUGAGAUUGAGACCCCACAACCGGAUGCCGGUGAUUUAACGCGUCGUGAGACCCGCCGUUCGUUACCCUCACGCCAGAGUCAACAAACCGCCCAGAGCAGUGAGGACCAGCAGCAGUCAUCCACUGGAUCAACAAGCCAAGAGCCGGCAGUUAUCUCAGAUUCUCGUCUGGCUGCCUUUAAGAAUGGAUUGCAGCGUCUAUUCCGGGAGGCACGCGAACAGAGUUUGGCCCUUACUCGCAUCACAGCGGCCAUCAAUGAGAACAAUCCGGAGACAUUCUCUCAGGGUGAAAUCGAUGCUGCCGUCCAUCGCAUGACAGAGGACAAUCAAAUCAUGGUCGCCGAUGACAUUGUAUUCCUUAUCUAACUACCAAAUCUCAUCUCAAUUCGCAUCCUAACUAUAUUCUAUCCCAUAUACAUAUAUAUAGAGAUUCUCAUUCCAAUCAUUAAACAAUUCUUUGGCAUUUCUUCAUUAUCUAAUUUCACAUUCAUAUAUUUUGGUUAAGUUUUAAACAUAUAAUCGUAAUAUUUUUUUUUUUGUUUUAUGUUUAUUUGAUAACCUAAUAAAAAAUUCAUUAAAGAAAUAAUAAUAAUAAU